Molecule: messenger RNA, 2500 nt
Organism: Guyanagaster necrorhizus
Lineage: Eukaryota; Fungi; Basidiomycota; Agaricomycetes; Agaricales; Physalacriaceae
Product: ATP-dependent DNA helicase
Exons: 16
Coding region: 39-2438 (799 amino acids)
Biological process (GO): double-strand break repair via homologous recombination
Cellular component (GO): cytoplasm; chromosome
Molecular function (GO): ATP binding; nucleic acid binding; 3'-5' DNA helicase activity
Source: RefSeq, a predicted model, not a curated record
GUUUUUCUUCUUGCCCUCCACCAUACACUUUUACGCGUAUGCCACUGGAUUCUGGCGAUUUUUUGGCGUCUGAUGACCCUGCUAUUGAUGAAAUCUUGGCCCAGUCGCGAAGGGAACUCGACGCGGCAGGACCGUCGGACGUGGCGAUGUCUCGAAACAACCAUAUCAGGAGAGAACGACAUCGUAUCGAAGAAGAGAUAAGUCAAAUCGAAGCAGAACUCACGAAAUACGACGACCAGAUCAAGACCCUACAGAUACUACGGGAAACACGCAAACAAGAUUUGUGUAAAUUUGUGGCAGAGCUGAAUGCAUUAAUCGGAGUGGGGAAUCAGAAGGGCAAAGGCAAGGCUAAGGGUGGUAUAGAUUACGGCCACGAAUCGUUUGAGUGGUCGAAUUCGCUCAGGUCGACCAUGAGAAAUGUGUUCAAAAUCAACAACUUCCGACUAUGCCAGCUUGGAGUUUGUAAUGCGAACAUGGAUGGUCGGGAUAUCGUCUGCGUCAUGCCAACAGGCGGUGGUAAAUCACUAACAUACCAAUUACCGGCACUGCUACAUCGAGGCUGUACCCUGGUCAUCUCCCCUUUAAUUUCGCUCAUCAGCGAUCAAAUAAUGCAUUUGCAAGACGCCGGCAUCAAUGCCGUCAAGUUCACUGGAUCCACAUCCAAAGAGGAACAGAAAGCAAUUACGCGUAAUCUAUAUGACCUGAUUGCCGGAAAGCUGAAGCCUGAGCAGGAAAUUCGACUUGUUUAUGUGACACCAGAGAAAAUAGCGAGAAGUAACCCGUUCAAGUUGCUGAUGACCAAAUUGGCGGAGAAUAAGAAAUUAUCGCGAAUAGUAAUAGACGAGGCCCACUGCGUCUCACAGCUUGGCCAUGAUUUUCGCCCAGACUACAAACAACUCCGUAUUCUAAGGGAACUAUUCCCUCGUGUACCGAUAUUAGCCCUCUCUGCUACAUGUCCUCCUAGAGUUCUUCAGGAUUUGCGAAGCAUUCUUCAGUUGCCGGAGAUAUGCGAUGGAAAUAGCGCUGACCUUCGGGGUACCACCUACUUCUCGGCCCCGUUAUACAGAAAAAAUCUACACUACAAGGCGUUCCCUAAGGACUCAAAUAUGAAGAAUAUGAUUAAGCUCAUGACCGAUUAUAUAUUGGAAUACCAUCCUCAUGAUAGCGGAAUUGUAUACUGUCUAACGCGAAACGAUGCCGAAAUCGUUGCCCAGAAGCUGUACGAACAGAGCGAGAGGAAGAUACGGACCGGAGUGUACCACGCAGAAAAGAAGGAUGUCGAGAAAGAAAACCUGCACGUACAAUGGAGGAAAGGCAACAUUAAAGUUGUCUGUGCCACAAUAGCCUUUGGACUGGGUAUCGAUAAAGGCGAUGUAAGGUUUGUACUUCAUCAUUCGAUUUCGAAAUCUCUUGAUGGGUUCUACCAAGAAUCAGGACGCGCCGGGCGCGACGGUAAAGAUGCUGACUGUGUCCUGUACUACCGUCCGCAAGAUGCAUGGGAUAUUGCUGCGAUGACCAUGGGGGACAAGGACAGCUCUGAAAAAUUGAUGCCCAUGGUCCUUUUCAGUCAGAAUACUUCAGAGUGUCGAAAGCUGCAAUUUGCCAAGUACUUUUCUCAUACCUCCGAUUUAUCCAUCAGUGAUUGGGCAACCGAAGAAACUGGAGCACUCGAUCGGUGUGGUCAUUGCGACAAUUGUCUUCGAGAGGGAAACAGCCUGGUCCGGGACGUAACUUACGAAGCUUGGCAGUUGACAAAACUCGUCGCAACCAUAUGCGAUACCAAAAACAAACACACUGCUCGGAGCAUAGCAACCAUUGCCAAGACCAAAGCCUGGGAUCCAUCGAAACCGAAGAUGAAGCGGCCAGAACACCAGUUAGAGAAGAUCUGUGAUGGUCCUGUAGCCCUUCACAAGGAUGAUAUUGAGUUACUGUUGAUUCACUUGUGGUCGGAACGAUACCUGAAGCCCAAGUUUGUCCCAAAUGCACACAAAACCACUGCCUAUGUUGAAAAAGGAGUCAUGGCCGGACGACUCACGUCUCUACCGGGUGAGAGGGUGAAGAACAACCUUUCGGGUCUGACUAUACGAUGCGCCUUCCCACUGAGGACGCGACAAGCCAGAAAGCAUCAAGAGAGUGGGAGUGGGCCUAGGAAAGGGAAAGCAAAGCAACAUGAUGACAUAGAAGACGUAGAUAGCGAUGAGGACGAUUUGUAUGUCUCGGAUCGUGAGGAUGAGGUACCGAAAGACCCGAGGAAACGGUCGUCGAACCGGAUAACGGAGGACGAGGAGGAUGACUCAAACGAGUGGAUGGCUAGUCUUCGUGGAGACAGAUUACCUCGAAAGAGACCUAGAACAAUAUUUAAUAGUGCACCUAAUGGAGGUGGAAGGGGACGGGACUCUGGUGGUACCCCCAUCAUAGAAAUAUCAGAUUCAGACUAAUGGUUGAUAUAUGUAACCGUAUAUAAUAUAAUAUGUACUUACUAGUUGUAUAAGAUGAACAU